CGAUCUGUCUUAAGGCGAUCUGUAUCCAGAUGCAGGCGACGCAGUCCUUUGUACACCGCAGCAGACUCUCGCCUCCACCAGAAGUACCGAAAGAAUCGGGACGAGCGAUCUUUGUCGUCCGGCAUUAAGUCGCCAGAUUUCUGCAAAGUCCAUAGCUGUCCAUUAGACGGCUCAUUGCAAUUUGUGUGACAUUUUAGUGAAACUAGCUGGAGGGAGUGUAAAAAUAUGGGAAAUGAAAAGAGUAUCUACUUGUUAUUUGAUGAUUAGUGAAUAGUUCAAGAAUAUUUUUACAUAUUCUAAGAUGCAUUAGGUUUCCUUGCCAAAAGUAUGAUGAGUAGGACAAAUAAAAGGCAGGAGUUGAUUGGUAACUGUAAUGAAGGAACCUCUGCCCGUACUCGACCUCUCAGCUUUGAAGAUAUCAUGUUGAAGCGAAAAAAGAAACUCACAGCUGAUGGUAAAGAAAGAACAAGAAGCUGGAAGGAACAGUUGGUACAGAAUGAUGUAAAACUCACUUCAGACCAAAUGGAUGGUGUGAGGACCAAUAAGGGCAUGAAGGAAUUGAAGGAUGAGAAGAAAGAAAGCUCUAUCAAGGCAAAAGGAAAAACAAUGAAGGUAAAGGAUGGUCAAUUAGGGAGCACCUAUAAGCACAAGCUUGAUUUUGAUGUUAAUGAGGUAUCAAAAUCAAACUACACGAGUAACCGCAAGGAUAAUGGAAGAAUGAAUGAAAAGAAAAAUAAUCAUAGGAGCAGAGAUGACAAAAUGGAAACAAGUCUUAGAAAAGAUCUGGAAAGGAAACAACUGAACCAUAGCACAGAAAAGGAUAAACAUAAGGAUAGAGAGAGAAAACCAAGAGAGGAGAUACAAAGAAAGGAACAUUGUUAUACCUAUGAAAAAAAUAGAUCAGAAACUCAGUACUUUAGUUUGAGAAAGUUUGAUAGGUAUGAUUCUCAGAGACUUCAAUAUUCAGAAUAUGCUGAAAGAAAUGAUAGAAGGAAGGAUGCUUCAAAGCCUUAUUUUGAAGAACCCAAGUCAAAAAGGAGGAGAUCUAGAAGCCCAGAACGUGAACGUGAACGUGAACCAGAACACUAUAGGUCCUCUCCUGAGGUACAUAAGCAUUCCUAUCGUGGAUGGGUGCAUGAACAUUCAUCAUUUUCAUCACACCAAGAAAAAUCAAGGAGAAAGCAUUCUGAUGGGGACAAGCUGAUAACGUCAGGGAAUGAUGGGUAUAAUGCUUCCAAUCAUCACAAACAUGGGAGUGGGCUUGGUGGCUACUCUCCUAGGAAGAAGAGACCUGAAGCUCCUCAUAGGAGUCCAUCACCAAUUCUUCCGUCUCAAGAACGGAAAGCUGCCAAAUGGGAUCAUCCUCCUUCAGAGGCAAGGAAUUCUGGUUUCAGAGUGAUGCCUUCUAAUGAUCAGACAGCUUUCACUAAGAUACAAGAGCCAGCCUUAACUGAACCAGUCACAGCAGCCGCCGAAAUUCCACCGCAUGCACCUGCUGCAGAGAUUCCAUCAUUUGUGAUUAGUGCAUCUGUUGAUUCUGUGCAGCUAACACAAGCAACCCGUCCUAUGAGAAGGCUUUAUGUAGAAAAUUUACCUGCAUCAGCUUCUGAAAAGUCAGUAGUGGAUUUUCUUAAUGAUCUGUUAGUAUCAUCAGGUGUUAAUCACAUCAAAGGAACUAGUGCAUGUAUCAACUGCAUAUUACAUAAAGAGAGAAAUCAAGCUCUUGUUGAAUUUCUCACACCCCAGGAUGCUAAUUCUGCCCUCACAUUUGAUGGAAGGUCAUUCUCUGGAGCACUUCUUAAAUUCAGAAGGCCAAAAGACUUUGUUGAAGCAUUAACUGAUGCUCCAGAGAAAGAACAGGAAGAGAUAAGCGUGGUAGCUGAUAUUGUGAGGGAAUCACCCUACAAGAUCUUCAUAGGAGGAAUUUCUGAGGAUAUCUCAUCUAAUAUGCUUAAAGAGAUUGUUGGUGCAUAUGGGAAUCUUAAAUCAUAUCACUUUGGGUUUGACAAGAAACUUAAUGGACCAUGUGCUUUUCUUGAGUAUGAAGACCAUUCAAUUACUUCAAAGGGAUGCGCUGGGCUAAAUGGGAUGAAGCUUGGUGGAUGUAUUCUAACUGUAGUGCAAGCUUUUCCUGAUUUCGAGGUUGAGGAAAAAACUGAAAGUGCUCCAUGUUAUGAUAUUCCCGCACAUGCCAAGCCACUACUGCUCCCAUUGACUAAAGUCCUUCAUUUAAAAAAUGUGCUCACUGAGGAGGAACUUAAGCUGUUUUCUGAAUCUGAACUGGAGGAAAUAUUAGAAGAUGUACGUUUGGAGUGCAUGAGGUUUGGAACUGUAAAAGAAGUCAACAUUGUAAGAUAUAAUAAUGACCAAGUAGGUGCUGCUGGAGUUUUCGAAGAAUCGUGUGUUAAUCAAUAUUCCGUCCAGAUAGAAUGCAGAAUGGAGGAUCCAGAUGAUAAGAAUCAACACUCUCAAGAUCUAAUGCCUAAAGAAGACAUUGAAAGGGCAGGAGGUAUAAGCAAUGGUACUAACAUGCCCCUCGGGGAGUCUGUAAUCACCCAUGGGACUGAUUGUUCUGCGCCUGCAAUAGAGGUUGGCCAACAGGUAGCUAAUGAGGAAAUUGGCCAACAGCUGGAGAAUGAUGAGGAUGCAAGCAUGAAUGAAGAGAUUGGCCUGAUACCUUGUUCAUCUUCACCAAAACUAGGUUCGGUGGACACCGAGAUUGAAAGUAGUGCUUGCCUGAAUAAUAUUGUUGCUGAACCUGCAGAAUUAACAGCAAAUGAAGCCGAUGGAAUAAAGAAGGAUGUGGAAAUUGCUAGUGUGGAUUCUGCAGCAGUAGCAGACGAAGAGCGAACUGAUGAUGGAAAGGAUGAAAAUGAGGAUGAUGAUGAAUUUGUGUUUGAACCAAGCAGUAUAUUUGUGGAGUUCCUAAGGAAAGAAGCAGCUUGUUUCGCAGCACACUCGCUGCAUGGCCGAACUUAUGGUAAACAGACUGUCACAGCUGGUUUUUUCCCUUACGAUAAGUAUCUGGCACGAUUCCAUGGAUUAAAGCAACCAUGACAAAUAUUCUUGCAUUCUUCACUUUAAAAUGUCUGUCCUAAUUGAAGAUUUUGCAGGAGUAGACUCCAUAAAGGAAAUUGGAGGUUAGUUAGUCAUUUUACCCAUAUCUAAAUAUUACAAAUAUCAAUACUCCAGUUCCCUCUGCUAUUCAUUGUAAUUAGAUUGAAAAUGAGUUUGUUCUGUGAUGAAGAGUGGAAUAUUACCUGCCAACUCAUUGCCUUGAUGUAUUUGGAGUUCCUUUUACUUGGGCAUGUGCUCAUUAUGAAUUUCACAUUGUUGAAAA
Molecule: messenger RNA, 3340 nt
Organism: Zingiber officinale
Lineage: Eukaryota; Viridiplantae; Streptophyta; Magnoliopsida; Zingiberales; Zingiberaceae
Product: splicing factor U2af large subunit A-like
Exons: 10
Coding region: 328-3057 (909 amino acids)
Cellular component (GO): commitment complex; nuclear speck; U2-type prespliceosome
Molecular function (GO): pre-mRNA 3'-splice site binding; poly-pyrimidine tract binding
Source: RefSeq, a predicted model, not a curated record